GAGUUUUAUCAGAAAAGCCGGAGUUUGUUAUUGUUGUGUUUGGCCCCAAAAAGGCACUUUUCAAAGUGAAAUUUGAAAAACAAACUAUAUCAUCCAGAGAUGUGUCGUAUUCUAAUUUAUGGAUGUCACGCUGUGGAGCAGAAAAUAACAACCGAAGGAGUACAAACGGUAAUACCGUGCAGGCAAAUUGAUGACUCCAAGGACGACAAGAGAAACGAGAGAUACCAAGAAUUUGAUGCAGAAAUUGUGAUAGCCCAUGCCAGAUUUCCUGAAUCUCACAAAUUAGUAUUUGUUCAGAAUGCUAAAGAAGAGGAGUUUGAGGUCAAGAGUGAAACUGAAGAACUUGGAGAAGUGGUCGUACCAAUUGAACCAUAUUCACCAAAGGAAGAAUCUGACAGACUGAGUAGGUUGUCCGACAGUGAAGAUCAAGAACGAGAAAAUGAACCAAAGGUUGAUCCAUUGAAGAAGAGAAGGAAAGUACGAAAACCACAGAAACCUAUUUCUGACGCUCCAUACAACUGUUCAGAAUGCGGAAAGAUCCUCAAAGCCAGGCGAACCUAUCUCACUCACAUGCAUAGACAUCGCAAACGGAAGUAUUUCUGUGAACUCUGUUCUAGAACCUUCACCGACCUAGAAAACCUAAAGAGGCAUAUGCGUAAACACACGGGAGAGAGAGCAUUUCCCUGCAACAUCUGUCCGAAAUCUUUCAAUUCUCGCUACCAUCUCGAGGAUCAUAUUCGCAUCCAUACAAAUGAGCGCCCCUUCCAAUGUUCCCACUGUCCAAAUGCCUUCCCAUCCAAGUCCAAUCUUCAUUCUCACAUGCGAACUCAUGUGGGAGUGAAGGUGGUCUGUGAAUUAUGCGGAAAAACUCUAUCGUCAAUGUCUUGCCUCACAAAACACAUGACCAGCCACAAGGAUCUAAAAUUUGAGUGUUCUGUCUGCAAGAAAACCUUCUCCUCCAUUGCAAUACGCGAUCGUCAUGUAAAAACACAUACCGGAGAGAAGAAACACAAAUGCAACAUUUGCGAUAAAGCUUUUGUCCGAAAAGAUCAUGCUAAGAAUCAUAUGGCUAUGCAUGUCAAGCGUGCCCGGGAUAAGCCAUAGUGAUACAAAUUUUAAAAUUGAAUAAUUUUAGGGAAAAAUAAAUAUCAUAAACUAA
Phlebotomus papatasi is the source of this 1159-nucleotide messenger RNA. Its product is annotated as zinc finger protein 287. The record is from RefSeq and is a predicted model, not a curated record. Bases 100 to 1104 code for a protein of 334 amino acids. The transcript has 2 exons. Gene Ontology annotation, molecular function: DNA-binding transcription factor activity; RNA polymerase II cis-regulatory region sequence-specific DNA binding. NCBI's taxonomy places the organism in Eukaryota, Metazoa, Arthropoda, Insecta, Diptera, Psychodidae. Gene Ontology annotation, biological process: regulation of transcription by RNA polymerase II.